Molecule: messenger RNA, 1106 nt
Organism: Microplitis mediator
Lineage: Eukaryota; Metazoa; Arthropoda; Insecta; Hymenoptera; Braconidae
Gene: B9d1
Product: B9 domain-containing protein 1
Exons: 5
Coding region: 120-695 (191 amino acids)
Biological process (GO): cilium assembly
Cellular component (GO): MKS complex
Source: RefSeq, a predicted model, not a curated record
AACAAAUCUUCCCAUUUUACAAACGAGUUUGUGGUCUUAUUUAUUUUAAUUAUUUUAUUAACUUAAAAAAAUAAAAAAUAAUUAAUUAAUUAAAUUGCUUAUUUUUAAAAAAAGUAAAAAUGGUUGAUGGUGAGUUUUACGUGUGUGCUACUGGAUCAAUUGAGUAUGGAGAAUUUUACGAAAUUGAUAACGCGUAUUGUAAGUACGGUUAUCACUAUGGAUCAGAAUGGAAUAUUGUCGGAGGUAUUGAAGAAGGAUUGACGCAAAUGAGUAAGUGCAGUAAUGAUGCAAGACGUUUAACUUCAUGGAAUUUUCCUUUGGAUGUUACUUUUAAAUCUACAACACCCUAUGGCUGGCCACAAUUGGUAAUUUCAGUUUAUGGUUUCGAUUUUUUUGGGCAUGACGUAAUAAGAGGAUAUGGAGUUUGUCAUAUACCUUUUACAUCAGGACGUCACGAAUCUAGAAUUCCAAUAUACGUACCCGAGUCCUCAUCGAUGCUACAUCAUUUUGCAGCAUGGAUUACUGGAAAACGUCCCGAAUUAAUUGAGCCGUCUAUUCUAGCAUCAGGUUCUGGUCGAGAAUUAACUCGGAUGAAAGUUCAGGGGGCGAUCACUGCAUCCUUCAAUGUUGUCUUAAAAGAUUUUCAUAAAUUAGGAUACGACAAUAAUGAUAAGGGUAAAAAAAAAAAAUUGUAAAUAAUAAAAAAAAUAUAUUUUUACUCUGUACUCAAUUUAUUUAUUUUUUACACAAUAAUUUUUACUUAAAAUUGUAUUUUGUUCUAUUUUUUGAAUGUACUGUUAACAAUAAAAAAAAAAAAUUACAUAAAUUAACAAUUAUAUAUUAUUUCGAUUUACUUUGAUGAUUUAAAUAUAAAAUAAAUUACGAGUAGUGGAAAACUUUAUAACAUUUUCUCGUGAGUUAAAAUGUAAAUGAGUGACUGAAUGGACUUUAGGUUCGUUACAUUCGUAUAUAAUCUAAUGGAAUAAAAUUUUCGUUGAGAAAAGCAUUGAAGUGUAAAAUUAAAAUAAGUAUAUUAAUUAAUUUAUAAACAGAAACGAAAAAAAAAUUAUUAGAAUAUAUAAUUAACAAUUGAAUUUUUACUUAAC